CAUCAAAGUUUGACGGCACGAAUGUAAAAAAUCAGAGACAAGUGCACGAGAGCGGGGAGGAAAUAAGGCUUUUUUAUUUGGCGAACGUGCCGUCGGACACGAUGAGGUGUAAUAAGCCGUGGACGGAGUAAUCGUAAUAAUAAUAAUCUCGAUGAUCGCGGCGAUAAGAAGCGACGGUCGGUCGGUCGGUCGGCCAGGGGAUGAAACGAACGAACGCGAUGAGGUGCGUGUGUCACCCGCGGGGAGAGAGAGGGUGGGUGGCGGGAGGGGCGCCCCAAUUGGCGGACGGGGCGCCUCCCCCGCCGCCAGGCCACGCCCCCUUCCUCGGGCUGCCUUCAAAGCGGCGGCUGCCGACUUGGCUUUACUCUCGUUAUUGAAUUAAGCCUGAUCAUUUGAUUUUCUCCUCUGUUACGAGUUGAAAGUUUGAGCCGAGAGCUGCUGCUGCUCGCCGCCCGCCGCCGCCGCCGCCGAUAUUAUUAUCCGGUAAUCGCGCCAUAAUUUAAUAUCCUCUCGGCAGCGAGGGCGAAAUCCAAUUACCCGGCCGCACGGCACCGCUCCGCAGCUAAUAAGUAGCGGCGUACACGCGUCUUUAAUCAUGGAUUACUCGUACCUCAACCAGGGCUUCGAGGCGGCGGCCAACUCGGCCGCCAGUUGCUCGCUCGCCAGCAUGGAGGCGGCCGGCAUGGCCUGCUCAUACCCGGACCUCGCCUCCUGCGGCCAAAUGGGCCAGGCGUACCGCUACUCAGCGGCCAUGAGCAGGUACAACCACCCCAGCCCGGGCCAGUGCGCCGUCAUGGCCCGUGGCGGGCCGCAGGAGCACCACCGGGCGGCCGCCGCCGCCGCGGCCAUGUUCCCGGCCUCCAUGAACCUGCAAUCCGGCCUGCCCUACAAAGUGUACCCCGGGCACGAGGGCGUUUUGACUGAGAAGCGGAAGCAACGGCGGAUCAGGACGACGUUCACCUCUGCCCAGCUGAAGGAGCUGGAGCGCGCCUUCCAGGAGACCCACUACCCUGACAUUUACACCAGGGAGGAGAUCGCCAUGAAAAUCGAUUUGACUGAGGCCAGAGUUCAGGUGUGGUUCCAAAACCGACGGGCCAAGUUCCGCAAGCAGGAGCGGCUGGCGCAGCAGAAGGCGAACCAAGGCUCGUCGGGCACAAACGGCGGCGCCUCGACGCCCGGCAGCGACGUCGGCGGGCCGCAGAGCCAGAGUUCGACGCCGGGCGUCAAAAGCGAGCCCAAGUCGCAGGGCAAGGACGGCUCAAAGUCGAGUGGCGGCAUGAACAACCAGUCCCUCGACAUCAAACCAAUCAAUAACGGAUCAGGUGAGCUAGUGCACAAACUGGACGAAGUGAGCAACAACAACAACAAGUGGUCUCCGUCGGGGGUGGUCGGGGGCGGCUCUUGCGGUGGCAAACUGGGGAAUGUGGGGUCGGGCGGGUCGGUGGGCCAGGGCCAGCAGCAGAACCACCUGCUGGGGCCGUUCUCGUCGCUGCUGGGCUCGUCGGGCCCGGCUGCCGCGGCCGCCUUCGUCCUCGAGCACCACCACUCGGCGCCACACCACUCGCAGCUGCACCACAAACAGCCGCCCGCGCAGGCGCCGCACCUCUUCUGAGACUCGACCCUGCUGGCCGAGGCCCUGCUCCUCGAACUGCCGGCCACCUGAGUGCGAAGAAGAAAAGGCAGCCGCUUGUUCUCAUCUCGCACCUGUACAGUGUGUAGGAAAUGGCGAGCAGAACGCCGCUUUUCUCGCCUCUUUCCCUCUCCGGUUUUAGUCCGCCAACUAGUCGCACUCGGCCUGGUGGCGCCACUGCUUGGACUUACACGUGUGAAACUGCCCUGUCUCAAAGGCUUUGUAAAGAAAAGGACUUGACGACCUAUUCAAAAAUUGAUAAUUCAAAGAAAUUCUUGGUUAUGGAAUCAUCAGAAUUUUAUUGGAUGGGGGCCUGGAAAAUUAUUUCUAUGAUCUAAUGAAUUAAUUUACUAUGCAUAUUAUAUCUUGUCAAAUUUUUCAUUGCAUCCAGACAGGCGCCCAAUUUCAUUAAGAUUAUAGCCAACCAAAAAACACUGAAAUUGCUCUAAUUCGGCCAUAAAGGUUUCAUUUGCAAGUCCUUUACACUUUAAAAGCGUUGCAAACAUUUCUGCAGAUAUUGUAUAGCUAAAGGAACCACGGAUAAAUAGUCUUUGUAAAUAAUUAAAACUAAAAAUUGCGUCCAAGCAGUGGGCCGCCGAGCGAACUCUCUGCAUUUCUAGUCAUUAUAUAAACAAACGCAGCGAAUUUUUGAUUUCCCAGCUGAAUGUGUAUGUACGUACAAAAUAAUCGUGUUAAUGGCUGACUUAUGAAUGUGUUUGUUAGGAAUAAAUGACUCGUGUAUGUAUACUCGAACAAAAAAUAUACACCACACUCCAACACGUGCACACGUCGCUCUUUUAUUUCCAGCUCACCCGUGCUCUGCUCUGCUGUUUCAUUUUUUCGCGGGUUGGCGUGUAUUUUUUUAUUAUUUAUUUACGGCCAUCGGGCUGCUGUGUGAUGUUUUUUAAUUAGUUUACAAUGCCCGAGUUAUUUCAGCCAGCCGGACAUAAUUGAGAAUACAUUUUCCCUGGCGCUCCCCUGCGCUGCAGCUUUUUUCCAGCGCAGCCCGCCAUUCCGCCCGCCGCCGCCGCUUUUCCAUGUCAUAAUUACACGCACGCACAUAUCAUUCCGGCGCCAUUUUUGCCUCUGUCUCGUAUAUUUUUUGCCAGCGCGGCCCUAAAUGAGAUUUGUGACAUGCGAGCCCGCGCGGCCACACACAACACACAGAGCUGACUGCUCAACUCGCAAUUAUCGUCUCUAAUUUUCAAAUGCACAGUUUUGCUGUUCAUCAACGCAGAAUAUCA
Cloeon dipterum is the source of this 2874-nucleotide messenger RNA. Its product is annotated as paired mesoderm homeobox protein 2B-like. The record is from RefSeq and is a predicted model, not a curated record. The coding region runs from base 596 to 1612 and encodes 338 amino acids. Lineage: Eukaryota; Metazoa; Arthropoda; Insecta; Ephemeroptera; Baetidae. The transcript is spliced from 4 exons. Gene Ontology annotation, molecular function: RNA polymerase II transcription regulatory region sequence-specific DNA binding; DNA-binding transcription factor activity, RNA polymerase II-specific. Gene Ontology annotation, biological process: regulation of transcription by RNA polymerase II.